Molecule: messenger RNA, 2695 nt
Organism: Frankliniella occidentalis (western flower thrips)
Lineage: Eukaryota; Metazoa; Arthropoda; Insecta; Thysanoptera; Thripidae
Gene: dx
Product: protein deltex
Exons: 10
Coding region: 313-2190 (625 amino acids)
Biological process (GO): protein ubiquitination; Notch signaling pathway
Cellular component (GO): nucleoplasm
Molecular function (GO): ubiquitin protein ligase activity; zinc ion binding
Source: RefSeq, a predicted model, not a curated record
UUUUUUUGUUUUGUUGUGUUUUGUGUUGUGUUUAGGCUGGAGUUUUGUAUAUAAUGAUAGGGUAUCUUACUCCUGAUCUUCUCAAAUAUUUAGAGACUACUCGAGUACAUACUCUUCCCUUGAAAUUUUUAGGUCGUAUUACCUGUUCCUCGCUGAUCGUAGACAUGGGUGUACUUUUCGGAGUAACAGUGGCUGCGAUAAUAGAGAGUGUGUAUAUUUGGUCAUCUGGUUUGUUUGAAAUCUGAAGAGGGAGAGAGGCUGUGCUGUGCCUACUUACUGUUUGAGUCGCCAAUUAUGUGAGAGGAUUGUGUGAUGUCUGGUUCUGUGUCUGGGCCAGGUGGCUCAGUGAGUUCCACACCUUCCACAGGGCAUUCCCAUGCAGUCCAUGCAGUGGUUGUGUGGGAGUGGGAGAACAGACAAGGGCGCUGGAGACCAUACAGCCCUGAGGUUUCCCAACUUUUAGAGAGGGCUCAUGGCAAGAAAUUGACUAGAGUUAUUUUAAGUGAUGCCGAUCCUUUGUUGGAAAGGUACUAUGUUAAUCUCCGGACAAAGACACAGUGCUCGGAAGAUCCAGCUGGAGGUGUCUUACACAAUGUCAGACGUCAGUGCUACCCACCUGACUCACCCGCUGGCAAAGGAGCCAAGUGGGAGUGGGCAGGGGACAUGAUAGGCGAAUGGCAUACCUAUGACAUGGACAUACAGUGCCUCAUUGAAGAAGCUUGGGCCAAAGGAGAACAGACUAUUGAUGUCAGCAAGUCACACUAUUUAGGUUUUCCAUACAUUAUCAAUUUUUGCAAUCUUACUCAAAUUCGCAAUAACACUGGAUAUGUGAGGAGUAUACGGCGUGUUCAACAGGCCCCAUACCCUCUGGUGAAAGUUCAGCUUCAUGAUCUUGUUGCAAGUCCAAGCCCUCCACCUUUCCAAAACCCAAGAAGGCCAAAUCAGCCUCGUAUGUUGACACCAACAGGAUCUAUUGCUAGUAGUGGAAGUGGGAACUCAUGGAGUAGUGCUAACUGUGCUGGCAAGAAAACAGUUCCAUCUGCUUCUAAUUCAAAUUCAAAGAAACAAAACAAAAAGGCCAAGAGUCCUAGUGAAGGCGCAGGAAACAUAGCCCGGACUAUAUUGAGCAAUAUAUUUGGAACAAAAGGUGUUCAUGCAAGUACCCCUGGCUCACUAACACUUCCUCCUGCAUAUCGAGGUCCAACUGUACAAAAACAUCCUCCCUCUUACCGUCCUAACAGCAGCCAUGCCUCUUUAACAAGACCAGAUCGCCCAGAUUCUGUGCUUGAUGCUGACUCUAGCAGUACAAAGAGUGGACGUCGACCAUCUGUGGACACUGUGUCUACAUAUCUGAGUCAUGAAUCGAAAGAUAGUGAACUCAGAGCAUCGAGGAACACAGUGUCUGAUUUAAUUGACUGUGGUGGCAGUAGUUGUGAUGAUGUGUUUGACUCUGCUCCUCUACAGCGUCCUACAUCACACCAACGACCUAAAGGUGUAAUUGUUGGUGUUGAUGCAGCUAGUGAGGUGAUUUCCCAAUAUGUCCAGGUUGUUGAAAACCCAUCUUGGGGUUCAACUUGUCCUAUCUGCCUUUGUGAUUUACAAGGAGAUAUGACUGUGGCUCUGUCUCGUUGCUCUCAUAUGCUUCACUUGAAUUGUCUAAAUAAUAUGCUAACAGGACUGCCCUGUGCAGAUAAAUGGCUUUACAUACAGUGUCCUGUCUGUAUGACAAUCUAUGGGGAGAAACGAGGUAAUCAACCAGCUGGAUCAAUGGACUGGACUAUUCUCCAUUAUUCUCUCCCAGGACAUCCAAAUACCUGGACUAUUCAAAUAACAUAUAACAUAGCAUCUGGAAUACAAGGGCCAGAACAUCCAAACCCUGGUCGACCUUAUUAUGCUGUUGGAUUCCCUCGAGUUUGUUACAUUCCAGAUACUGAGAAGGGCCGCAAGGUGCUCAAACUGCUAAGAAUAGCAUUUGAGCGGCGACUGGUUUUCACUGUUGGCCGUUCUGUCACUACUGGAUUAGAGGAUGUUGUCACAUGGAAUGAGAUACAUCAUAAAACAGAGCCAGGUUUAAGCCACAAUGGACAUGGCUAUCCAGACCUUGAGUACCUUGACCAUUGCCUUGAGGAGCUUGCAGCCCAUGGUGUGACAGACCCAGAAGAAUCUAACUUGUAUCAAGAGUUGAACUGAUAUCAAUAGCUUUAAUUAAAGCAGAGUUUCCUGUUUGUUACCGUCUAAUAUUUAUGGUGAAGGUGUUACCUCUGUGCCAUCCUUGUCUAAAAUACUCAUUUGCAACAUAUUUAUAUUGGUUAUUUUCCUCAAGAUUUAUUCUAUGUUAGAUGUAUUUUUUAUCACUUUUGUUUCAAAUACAGUAAUCAUUGCUGUACAAUAUAUAGUUAAAUAUUUUAGCUAUUCCUAUAUCUAAUAUGAAAAUUCCUAUCCUAAAUAAUAUUUUAUGUUACAAGAAAUGUGUACCAUAUAAUUUGUUUGUUUGUUCAAAGUAUUUUAUUAGAUAAGUGUUUUGUAUGUUUGUCUUUUAAGACAAUAUUACUUUUAAGUGAACUGAAGACAGACUGUCAAAUGUAGAGAAAUUUUUUAUAUGAAUCAUAGAAUUUAAGAAAACUUGUUUUGAACUGUUCCUGUAAUUAGUGCCAACGUUGUGAAACAUUAAAACAUUGUUUGCCCAAGCAUUUAA